Molecule: messenger RNA, 1564 nt
Organism: Brachypodium distachyon (stiff brome)
Lineage: Eukaryota; Viridiplantae; Streptophyta; Magnoliopsida; Poales; Poaceae
Product: endoplasmic reticulum-Golgi intermediate compartment protein 3
Exons: 13
Coding region: 141-1304 (387 amino acids)
Cellular component (GO): COPII-coated ER to Golgi transport vesicle; endoplasmic reticulum
Source: RefSeq, a predicted model, not a curated record
CGUAAAUCCAAAUUACCCCCUUUGCUCCCGGGCAAAUUGCAGAAACACCCUCCUCAUUUCUCGCGGCGGCUACGGCGACACCGCAGAUCUCCUCUCGCCCCUGGGCUCCGGCGACCUCGCUGGCCGUGUGAGCGGGAGAGAUGGAUCUGUGGAACAAGCUGCGGAGCCUGGAUGCCUACCCGAAGGUGAACGAGGACUUCUACAGUCGCACCCUCUCCGGCGGCCUCAUCACCAUCGCCUCCUCCCUCGCUAUCCUCCUCCUCUUCUUCUCAGAGAUCCGGCUGUAUCUAUAUUCUGCUACAGAGAGUAAGCUCACAGUUGAUACCUCAAGAGGGGAAAGGUUACAUAUCAAUUUUGAUGUUACAUUCCCGGCUCUUCCUUGCUCUCUUGUUGCUAUUGAUACGAUGGAUGUCAGUGGAGAGCAACAUUAUGAUAUAAGACAUGACAUAUUUAAGAAAAGAAUAGAUCAUCUUGGUAAUGUUAUUGAAUCAAGAAAAGACGGAGUUGGUUCCCCUAAGAUUGAGAGACCAUUGCAGAAUCACGGUGGUAGGCUUGACCACAACGAGGCGUACUGCGGGUCUUGCUAUGGUUCUGAAGAGUCAGACGAUCAGUGUUGUAACUCAUGUGAAGAAGUUCGUGAUGCCUAUCGGAAGAAAGGUUGGGCACUCACAAAUGUUGAAUCAAUUGAUCAGUGCAAGAGAGAGGGCUUCGUUCAAAGGUUAAAAGAUGAACAAGGCGAAGGUUGCAACAUUCAUGGAUUUGUAGAUGUCAAUAAAGUAGCUGGGAAUUUUCACUUUGCCCCAGGAAAACACUUGGACCAAUCAUUCAACUUCCUUCAAGAUAUGUUGAACUUUCAGCCAGAAAAUUACAAUAUAAGUCACAAGAUAAACAAACUGUCCUUUGGGAAAGAGUUCCCUGGUGUUGUCAAUCCUCUUGAUGGUGUAGAGUGGAAACAGGAGCAGGCAACUGGGUUAACAGGAAUGUACCAGUAUUUUGUGAAGGUCGUUCCUACUAUCUAUACAGAUAUUAGGGGGCGAAAGAUUCACUCAAAUCAGUUUUCUGUGACAGAGCACUUUAGAGAAGCAAUUGGCUUUCCUAGGCCUCCACCUGGUGUAUAUUUCUUCUAUGAAUUUUCACCAAUUAAGGUUGAUUUUACUGAAGAAAAUACAUCGCUUCUUCACUUCCUGACAAACAUCUGUGCUAUUGUUGGAGGCAUAUUCACUGUGGCUGGCAUAAUAGAUUCUUUUGUCUACCAUGGCCAUCGCGCGAUCAAGAAAAAGAUGGAGAUCGGAAAGCUUGGAUAAUUCCAAUAUGAGCAUAUAGUAUCCAGUAGGACGAUAGCCACAAAUUGAGUUAACAUUUGCUUGCCCUGAAAAGGAGUGAAGGAAGAGAGCUCAGGAGGAAUUUUGUUCAAUCUUGUAAUACCACUUGUACUCUACAUUUGCUAAUUAUUUGAUCCCAGGCCGUAGACGUUUCUUAUGUAAGCUAGAGUCGCAAUGUUUGCCUUAUAGGUCAAGUCUACUGUAACAUACUCAACCUUGUUGAAAAACUCUACUUUGCUCCU